Molecule: messenger RNA, 415 nt
Organism: Solea solea (common sole)
Lineage: Eukaryota; Metazoa; Chordata; Actinopteri; Pleuronectiformes; Soleidae
Gene: selenok
Product: selenoprotein K
Exons: 4
Biological process (GO): calcium ion transport; endoplasmic reticulum calcium ion homeostasis
Cellular component (GO): Golgi apparatus; endoplasmic reticulum membrane
Source: RefSeq, a predicted model, not a curated record
ACGCAGUUCAAAGCUGUUUAACACAGUUCCAAGUUCUCGUCAAAGUACAUCGUCUGCGCCUGCGUGUGACGCAAUGACGUAAAGGAAGGGACCCGGAAGUAAACAUCCAUGAAGCUGUUGUUUGUAGAAAAUGGUGUACGUGUCCAACGGUCAGGUCCUGGACAGCAGGUCCCAGUCACCUUGGCGAUUGUCAUUAUUGGCCGAUCUCUUCUGGGGAGCAGUGGAAUUCAUCAGCCUAUUUUUUAGGACAUUGGUUCACCCAGACUUGAAAAAGGAUGGAAAUAGUAAUACAUCACGCUUCAGUGAUGGCAGAGGCCCUCCAGGUCCCCCUGGUGGCAGAAGGCGGAUGGGAAGAAUAAACCAUGCUGCCGGUCCAAAUGCCCCACCAAUGGGUGGAGGAGGAUGAGGAAGGUGA